This is a messenger RNA of Cherax quadricarinatus, 9230 nucleotides long. The record is from RefSeq and is a predicted model, not a curated record. Lineage: Eukaryota; Metazoa; Arthropoda; Malacostraca; Decapoda; Parastacidae.
AGUCACAGUGCCCACCACCAGACCACGUACCACAUGGGUUCUUCGAGGUGGCCAACUUCCGGGGAGUAUAUGGCCUGGGUACGGUGGCCACAUACAUCUGUAACCCUGGGUACAUCCUACUGGGCAACACCAGCCGCACCUGUGACCACACUGGCCACUGGACCAACCAGUCUCCAGUCUGCCAAGGAGUGACAUGUGGACCUCCUCCAGUCUUCCCACAUGCUAGACACACACUCAUCAACGGCUCCACAAGCUGGAAUGGUAUUGCUGUCUACACCUGCAGUGAUGGUUACAGGCUCCACAGAGAUACGGGUGACACGGUGACAACAUGUAUGGACACGGGUGUCUGGCGUUUGAUCAAUGUGACAUGUGUGGAGAUUGAGAUGCCACUGUCCCCUAUAGCAGGUGUGAGACGAGGCGAGGGUCGUGCUCUUACAUACGACCUACCUCAUACCCCUGCAGAAUCUCAGGGGACCCAGGGUCUGGUUGUGGCCCUGGCAGUUGUAGCAGGCCUCCUGACAGCUGCGAUGCUGGUAGUCGGGACCCUACUGGCUAGACGACACCUAAUUUCUAGCCCUGGUUCUCUCCGUUCACUGGUUAGAUCGACUCCUACUAAGGACUCUACGCUGUACGGUGUUAUGGUGGGUCCCCGACACCAUGAUGUGUCAGCAGCUGUCAGUAGCAGCAGUGUCGUAGCUGUCACUGAUGGUCCCAUUGUAGGCAGUGUUGUACCAGUGGAACCAGGUGUAAGAUCAACAUUGUAUCAGCAGAAUAUCUUGGCGAACUUACCUUUACGACCAGAUGACCAAGUGACCUCAAUCACAGAGUCAGAGUUUGACGACGAUCCGAACUACGCUCACAUAAACGGCCAGGAACCUCCAUAUGAACGUGUCAGGUCACGCUCUGAACAUAGCUAUGAAACGCUACGCAAGAAGUCUGUCAUUUCAGAAUUUGGAAGUGAAUCUGGAAGUGUGAGAGAAGUAGGUGACAAGGACAGCAUUGGCUAUGAGUCUGUGAAGGAAAAUAAGAGCCAUGAUGCAGGAUAUGAAGUAGUCAAGGAGAAGGAUCAUGAUUAUGAAACACUCAAGGAUAAAGAUCCCAAUUAUGAGACGGUCCAAGACUCUCCGGAUCAUGGCUAUGAGACAGUGAAGGAAUCAGGGCCUCACCACGGCUAUGAGACCCUCAAGCCAAAGCCUCCACCACCCAGAAUAGGAAUGCAGUCUUCCAUUCCCACUGACAGUGAAGAAAAUGUCCCCGAUAUCCUACAAAACCUGGAAAGUGAUGCCCCGAUGCCAGAUGUGCCUCCUGAGAUCCUAGCCAUGUAUGCCCGUGUGGAUAAGAGUAAAAAACGUCGGCGUAUAGAUGCCACGAAUGAUUCCGAGAAGCCCAAGGGCAUUAAUGCUUGUUCACCAGUGCCACCCACACCACCACACUCACCUCUAAGCUCCAGCACCAGCAGCACCACCAGCAUCAGUGAUCCCCCAACGGAUAUCAGCUAUGUUAGUGAGGGUCCUCCGGGAUCCUAUGUUGCCAAGGAUCUCAUUCGAAAAUUCAACCGGCUGACUAGUGAAGAGGAGAUAUGUCCACGACCCCGCAGCAGACAAGGGAGUAUUGCUAGUGAUACAGGCAGUCUGCGUCCUCUCCCACCACUUCCCAAAGAUGCAUCAAUAACCUUGCAACAUACAAUAGACAAUUGUUAGUGACACAGGCAGUCUGUAGUAUCGUCCACCAUUUCCCAAAGAUGUGUCAUCACCCUUGCAACAUGCUGGCAGUCUGUAGCAUCUUCCACCAUUUGCCAAUGCAUUGACAUAGUAGCUCUCAAGACUACAGUGUGGUGACCCUUCAGUGGGGUGGAAAACUUACCAUCACUUUCAAUAGUUGGACCAGUAAGCCAGUGAAAGAUCUGUCAUAUGACUGAAAACUCUACUCUGUCAGUUAUCAUAGAACUACAUCAGGAAAUAUUUUCAUAUCAAACAAAGAUGUAAAACAAGAAAAGUGAUAGACACUGAAGUAAUGUGUUUAUUGAUAUGUUGUACCUGUGAGUGCCCAUUAUUAAGUACGUACAUAGAACAAUGUGGAAGAACUUUAACUUACAUAGAGCCUCCAAGGCAGGUGAUCCGCUAUAACUUUAAAGAUAGGCUGAGCAAAUGUAUGACAAGGCUUGGAUUUGAGUAAGACCUGCCUAGAAUGGGCCACUUAAUGUUUAAAUAAGCUGAGCAGUUGCACUGCAAGAAGUCUACUGGCCUAUGCUAGAUUUUCUUUGUUUCAAUAUAUGUGAUGUGGGAGUUGCCAGAGUGAAUACCAGACCACCUGCCUUAGAGGCUCUGUAUAAGCUGUAUUAUUAUUAUUAUUAUUAUUAUAAACAUAACUAAGUACUAAACCCAUAAGGGUGAUAUAUAUGUAUAUUAUAUGUUUACCUGGAGAGAGUUCCGGGGGUCAACACCCCCGCGGUCCGGUCUGUGACCAGGCCUCCUGGUGGAUCAGAGCCUGAUCAACCAGGCUGUUACUACUGGCUGCACGCAAUCCAACAUACGAGCCACAGCCCAGCUGGUCAGGUACCGACUUUAGGUGCUUGUCCAGUGCCAGCUUGAAGACAGCCAGGGGUCUAUUGGUAAUCCCCCUUGUGUAUGCUGGGAGGCAGCUGAACAGUCUCGGACCCCUGACACUUAUUGUAUUGUCUCUUAACGUGCUAGUGACACCCCUGCUUUUCAUAGAGGGGAUGUUGCAUCGUCUGCCGAGUCUUUUGCUUUCGUUGUGAGUGGUGCAAGUAUGUAAAGCAUAAUUUUUUCCUCAUUGUUCUAUAUAUUUGAUAAUGGACACUAGUAGGUACAGUGUACUAAUGAACACAUCACUGAGAUAUAUGUAUAUAUACUAGAUAUUUUUUAUAUAUAUCAUGACAAAAUAUCACUGCCUAAUAAUGUCAAACUGUUUAUUAUAACCUCAUCUUCAGCCAGGAUUGGCAGUGAUAAACUACCAAUGAUAACAAAUAUGUAAUAGCAUCGCAUUCCAACAUUGGGAUUUUCAAGUCGAUGUGGGAAACAACAGCUUAGUCCACCGGGAGUGACACCACUUGUUCAGGUGUCAUCCACUUAUAAUAAUAAUAAUAAUAAUAAUAAUAAUAAUAAUAAUAAUAAUAAUAAUAAUAAUAAUAAUAUUUAUUUCUACAUGUACAAGGUACAUGCAUGUUCAUUUUGGGCAGGAACAAGGGCCAGUAGGCCUCCUGCAGUGCACACUGCAAAAAUUCUACUCAUACCACAAGCACAUUACACCUAAAUAAAUGAUGCCAUUCCCUGUGGAAAAAGCCAAUGAUGUUUUUCAGGUCUGCUAUGUACCUGAAAAGGCCCAGUGUCGGGUAACACUGCUUAAGUACAGGUCUUGACUACCAUCAUAUAUCAGCUACCAGAGUGAAACAGCACCACCUCUAUACUACGAUACUCACAGUAUUAAUGUAUAUAUUAACCUUAGCACUUGAGUCUUAGAAUUAUCCCAAUCCAUUCCAUAUUCAUGCUAACUUUAACUAUCUUGAAGCCUCUCUGCUCUCUCUGUUAGUUUAAUAUCUCUGUUAUUCACCCUAUACCCAUGCUGUAGACGGUAGUCAAAAGAUUACAGAGGCACAUAAUAAUAAUAUAAUAUAAUAAUAAUAAUAAUCUUUAUUUCUACAAGUACGAUACAACUUGUACAGGUCUAGCUGACAUCAAUGACAUACUACUAUAUAGAAAGGCCUUUGUUAUGCAGAGCAUUUUGGGCAAUUUAGGUCAAUAUUGUCCCAGGAUGCAACCCACACCAGUUGGCUAACAUCCAAGUACACCUACUUACUACUAGGUGAACAUGGACAGCAGGUGUAAGGUGACUAACACCCAAGUAUCUUCUUACUGCUUGGUAACAUGGACAACAUCGUGUCUUAAGGAAACACGUCGUAAUGUUUCCACCCAUACCGGGGAUUGAACCCUGGACCUCAGUGAUCAUGCCCAGUUAUGGGCAUGAUUAUAACAGUCAUAGUAUAGCACUAAACUAGCCCUGGUUGACACACAUCAAACGUGCUUGCAAAAUGAAUUAGGAUUCCCAGAUAGACAUAAAAUUCUAUUUUAUAUUUUUAUACCCUUACAAAACAGUAAUUAUUGUGGAUAUUUUAUGUACAGUUGUGUAUACAUUCUGUAAAUAUAUUGUACCGAGUUUUUGAAAUACGAGAAUUUAAGAAAAUAAGAAUUUUGAUAUAUAAUUAGUUUUCUGAGAUGUUGUUUACUUACAGGUGUAUAUACGAUAGCUGUGGAUUUAUGUAUAGUACAUAGACGUAUAUGUGAGUGAUUUGCAUACGUGUAUAUAUCUAAAGGGUAUCUCCUAGUGUAUAUAUACUAACGGAUGUGUAUCUGUAUAUACACAAUUGUAUAUCUCUGUUAAUACUUCCAAAGGUGUAUAUCCCCUAGUGUAUAUGCACUGAUAGAUAUGUGUCAGUAUAUAUAAACUGAUGAGUAUAUAUCAAUAUACACUGGUGGGUAUGUAUCAAUGUAUAUACCCAGUUGUGCAUCUCUAUACUGAGAGAUAAACACCUGAAUAUACCUGAGCUUAUAUUAAUCCCUUUUUUAAGGAUUAACAAAUUCUUGAUUAGACGUGCACAGGUUAACCGCAGCCUUAAUGGCCUUCAUGCAGUAGAUAGGCUUUAAACCCAGUGACCUACAUAACCAAAGACAGUAAUAAGGUGUGUAUAUAUCUGUGUAUACAACUAAAGUAUAGAGUAAUCCCUGUUUUAGGGAGUAAAAUGAUCUUGACGUCAGUAUGCACAGGCAGUCUUUAAAGCAAGCAAACUGACCUGCAAAGACAAUCUUUUUCUUUUUUAAAAUAAAUUUUGAUUUCCUAUAAAAGCAACAAACAUUAUUUACCAAAUUUAUAUCGUUUAAAUUUUACGGAAAAGCAAAAUUUAUGUAGUUUUUGAUUGAAAACCAUAUAUUAAUUUUUGCCUGUGGUAUUAUGAAAGCAGUAAAUUGAUGUAUUGUGGUCCUACCUACAAAUACAAAAUACAAAUAAUCUAUUUCUUUUCCGUAGUAAACAGAUAAUGUAGUUCAUGUAAGAUAAUAGUGUUAGGCAGAAAUGAAAGCCACUAGCAGGCUGUGCACUUCAGGCACCUCUGAUGAUAUUUUUGGUGAAACAUGCAUACAGUAGGCAUAUGUAUGAUCAAAAGCAUGUAUAAUCAUAUACGUACAUGUGUAUUUUGGUAUUGUUUGUAAUGAAUACAUAAUAAACACAGAAGUUAAGUUAGGUUAAUAUCUUUAUUAUGCUCCCCAUAUGCAUAAUGUGGGAGGUAGUCAAAAGAUUACAGAAGCACAUAAUGGGUCCAGGGACUGUACCUUAACAUUACAGAGGCACAUAAUAGGUUCAGGGACUGGACCUCAACAUUACAAACCCACAUAAUGGAUCCAGGGAGUGUACUCAACAUUACAGAGCCACAUAAUGGGUUCAGGGACUGUAUCUCAAUAUUACAGAGGCAUAUAAUGGGUCCAGGGAUUGUACCUCAACAUUACAGAGCCACAUAAUGGGUCCAGGGACUGUACACCAACAUUACAAAGCCACAUAAUGGAUCACAGGGACUGUACUCAACAUUACAGAGCCACAUAAUGGGUCCAUGGACUGUACCUCAACAUUAGAGCCACAUAAUGGGUUCAGGGACUGUAUCUCAACAUUACAGAGGCAUAUAAUGGGUCCAGGGAUUGUACCUCAACAUUACAGAGCCACAUAAUGGGUCCAGGGACUGUACAUCAACAUUACAAAGCCACAUAAUGGAUCACAGGGACUGUACUCAACAUUAUAGAGCCACAUAAUGGGUCCAUGGACUGUACCUCAACAUUAGAGCCACAUAAUGGGUUCAGGGACUGUAUCUCAACAUUACAGAGCCACAUAAUGGGUCCAGGAACUGCACCUUGACAUUAGAGCCACAUAAUGGGUCCAGGGACUGUACCUUGACAUUAGAGCCACAUAAUGGGCCCAGGGACUGUACCUCGACAUUAGAGCCACAUAAUGGGUCCAGGAACUGGGCCACAAAGUUUUGAUAGCUGAACAAGUUACAGUGGUAAUGAACCAUUUAGUACACAUUUGUAUCUGGUUAUGAUCACAAUGAUUAUUUAUGCAGUCAAGAAUUAGCUAAGAAUGGAAAUAAAUCAGUGACUGUAACAGGUUAUCAUAGGUUAUUUCUACAUCACUGCACAUUUUAUGUAUCCAGAUCAUCCGUUUGCCAUCAAGACCACUGUAAAAUAAUUUGACUGUUUUAUACCCAAAGCCUAAAUAAAAGCUUAACUGUACCAAACCUCACACUGUAUCAUACAGUCAGGAAUUUGUAAAUAUAUUCUAUAUUAUACAGUAUUUAACCUGGCUUCCCUCCCCUGCCUUGUAUCAAACCUGAUUGUCUUCUGUUCACCUAGGCACUCUAUGACUUUAAUAAUAAUAAUAAUAAUAAUAAUAAUAAUAAUAAUAUUGACCUGACUGAAUUUUUUUUUAACUUGCCUGGUUUUAAUUACCAUUCUUUUAUUUUAUUAUAUUUAGUGUUGCUGUACAUAAACUCUUUCAUUAUUAUUGUUUAAAGUCAAAAAUUAUUGCUAUAUAUUAUGUAUUUAUUUAUAUUUCACCAGCCUUAAAUUUCCAUGUAAAUAUAUAACUCUUAAAAUAUUACAUUAUUCUAUAGCAAGAGAGUUCUGACUGAGAGUUUUUCCUGUACAGUUAGUUUAAGUCAUGAUUUAUAUUGUGAAAUUAUUUUGAAGGUCAAUUUAUGUAUGGAAAGUAUGAAUUUUGUCAUUAUUGAAUGCAUUUGUCAAAGUCAGAUUUAUUUCUACACGAUAUAAUGUCUGUACAGAAUAUGGACGACAUUUGGUUGUGCCUGCAGAAAGCCCGUGGUUAUGCCAAGCAUUUGAUGUUUUUAGACUAAUGCCUAGCUCCAGCAUUGUUCAUUAUUUUUAUUGACAGAAUUUACUACGUAUCAGAGGGUCACCAGUACACACAGUAGUGCGGGGUAAAUGUGGAGGCAUCCUGCCCUUAGCAGGUGUGGGGCCUGGAAUGGUGUCCUGGUUGUCUCCUCUGCCAACACCAUCACUGCUACCAUAGCCAGGGAAUAUACCUGGAUGUGCGUCUGUGUGUGACCAGCCGGGCUGUGGUUGGUAUGAUGGUUUUGUGUUGCCAGUAGUAACAGCCUGGUUGAUUAGGUCCUGAUCCACCACGAGGCCUGAUCAUAAACUGGGCAUGGGGACGUUGGCCCCAAAACAUCCUGCAGGUAUACUGUCAUUUUGGUGGGCAACAUGCUGUUUGACCCUGUCCUGCCGAGCCCGACCUGUCAUUAACCACUGAGAUCAAUAUUGCUGUCUAGCCUCGGCUAUUUUCACUAUAAUCUUUCCUCUCCCCUACUAUUCUCCUAGCCUCACUUCCCACUCACCCUCAUGGGUCUUAACCCGAGAGUCAGUCUAGUCUAGUAUAGGCAUACACAGUGAGAGGUGUAUGUCUCCUGGUGUAUAUACAUUGAGAGUUUAAUGACUAUUUUAGGAAUUAAAGUACAUAUUCUGGUCUGGACUGGUAGUGAACAAGUGACAAGCAGCUUUAAUGGCCUCGUGUAUCGUUAAGCUUUACGCCUAAUUGACCAAACAACCAUCAGAGUCCCACAGAGAAAAACAAUUGAGUGAAUUUAUGGGAAAGUCUAAUUUGUAUAUUAAUUGCAUAGAUUUAAUUUUAUGAGAAAUACAGCAGUAUGACAGUUAGCUCUUCCAUGGCUUGUAAGAUGUCUAGCUAAAAUUAUUUGCAUAAUAAAACUUACAUGAGGAAUAUUAUACAAGAUAAUGCAAGUUUUGAAUAUCUAUUACAUAUACAACAACUGCUCUGUUGGAAAAGAUGGUUAACCUCAAUAAGCUCAAAAAAGUGUUUAGUUUUGUUUAGUUUCUUAACCUUGUGGAAAUACAAAACAUUUGCUAUGUAAGUUCAAACUCACUUCUUUUCCGGUGGCCUGGUGGCUAAAGCUUCCCGCUUCACACACGGAGGGCCCAGGUUCGAUUCCCGGCGGGUGGAAACAUUCCGACACGUUUCCUUACACCUGUUGUCCUGUUCACCUAGCAGCAAAUAGGUACCUGGGUGUUAGUCGACUGGUGUGGGUCGCAUCCUGGGGGACAAGAUUAAGGACCCCAAUGGAAAUAAGUUAGACAGUCCUCGAUGACGCACUGACUUUCUUGGGUUAUCCUGGGUGGCUAACCCUCCGGGGUUAAAAAUCCGAAUCGAAAUCUUAUCUUAUCUUAUCUUAUCUUAUACAGUAGUCCUCCCAUAUCCGUGGGGGAUACAUUCCAAGACCUACCGUGGAUACCCAAAACCGAUGGAUUCAAAUUCAAAGUUUAUUCUCUAUAAGGAUUACAAUGCUGAGUUUACAGAAAUUUGGUUAUUGGUUGGUUUACAACCAAACCCUAUAUUUAAGUUGCUUUUUGUUUAUAUACAUAACUAUAACAAACUUUAAUUGGUAAAUUAUGCACAAGAAGUCGAGAAUCCGCACUUUUUUUUUACUGAUGGGAAGCACUUUAUGGCUUUUCUUAGGCUUUGAAGAACUGCCACCAUCACUACUGUUGCACUUUGGGGUCAUUAUUGAGCAAAAUUAAGUGUUAUUUUUGGGCCAUGGAAAACAGUGGAUAACUGAAACUGUGGAAACUGAAUCCAUGGAUAUGGGGUUCCACUGUAUUCAGUAUGUCUUCUAUAACAGGAAUCACUGUAUUAUUAAUGGUAUGCAAUAGUGAGAAUUUGAUUAAUAAGACACAUGUGUAACACUCAAGUAUCUUUAUUUUCAGCAAUAAAGAUACCCGAGUGUUGCACAUGUGUCUUAUUCACCUACUAGAAUCAUGUCAGUUAUGUGCUACAAUGUGCUUAGGUAAAAAACUUGCAAAAUUCCUUUUCGUAUUUUCAACCGUAUAUAACCUACCGUAGAGUUCAUGUGUAAUAUCACUUAUUCUUACAAAAAGUUAACACUAGUUGUUUCAGACCUCUUGUAAUAUGUACAGCCUUUCCCACACUUGAGUACUGAAACACACUCAUGGCAGUACUGUACAUGGCAGUACUGUACAUGGGAGUACUGUACAUGGCAGUACUGUACAUGGCAGUACUGUACGUGGCAGUACUGUACAUGGCAGUACUGUACAUGGCAGUACUGUAUAUGGCAGUACUGUACAUGGCAGUACUGUACAUGGCAGUACUGUACAUGGCAGUACUGUACAUGGCAGUACUGU